CUCUUUGGCCAUUCUCUGCGCUGCCUUGCCACUUCUUCAGGUUCUCACCGAGGUCGAGCAAUCCAGGGAAGGAGCAGCGGUGCCUUUAUUCUUCCAUUGAUCCCGUCAUCCGGUACCUUUCUACGCAUCAUCAUGGUUAACCCCCGCCGAACUUCUUCCGUUGGACGCGAAAUUCCCCUCCGUGCCGCGGGUAUACGCCGCAGGCGUGCCUCCCGGUCGGUACUUAGGCUCCCUACAGCUCGUCAGUUGUUUGCCGACGAGAACGACUUAACAAGCAGAGUAACAAGGUACUCUCCAGUGCGUAGUUUCGCGCCCUCCCGCGCAUACCCUUAUCGUCCUCCCCGAAACCCUCCAGCGGUUCUUCAAGAGGAACAACAGCCCAGAGCCAGGCCGCCAUCGCCCAAUUACUCCCCCAUCCAGGAUUCAUCUAAUCCCAGCUACUCGCCGGUCAGGACACCGGAAGAUCUUCCUUCCAUACCGGAAGAACGAAGACCCAUAGAACAAAGCACAGAAACUGAGGCUGGUCCAUCCAACCCAGGUCAAGUUCUGGAUCCCCCUGAACCAAAUUUCUACCCGGAACCAGAGGACCUAGUCUUACCAAGCAGUAUCCAACCCCUCGCAGGACUAACAGACGAAGAUUUUAUCGAGAUCUACGAAUACUUGCAGCGAGAUAAUUUCUUCAACAACCGCGAAUAAUAACC
Messenger RNA from Camponotus floridanus (Florida carpenter ant), 701 nucleotides. RefSeq names its product proline-rich extensin-like protein EPR1. NCBI's taxonomy places the organism in Eukaryota, Metazoa, Arthropoda, Insecta, Hymenoptera, Formicidae. The transcript is spliced from 3 exons. The record is from RefSeq and is a predicted model, not a curated record. The coding region runs from base 133 to 696 and encodes 187 amino acids.